AGAGAGAGAAACCAGUCCAGUAUUCAGCACGCCAGUGCAGUGUUCAAAAGUUCCUUGUGUCCGAGUGUUGUGAAGUUAUCAAUGAGUACAUCGGGAAUGUGUUUUCUUGGUUAGUUUUAAUUCGAAUGUAUAUCUUGGUAUCUGCCUCCCUCUGGAAAGUUUGAGUUACGAGCAAAUACUUGUGAAAAGUGUCUGAGGAAUUUUUCGGAUAAUGAGAUAAAAAAAAGUUUCAACAGUUCUCAUAGUUGGUCUACGUAUUAGCCCAGAUACGGUUGAGUUUGGAGAAUUGUAAACACGUGCCCCAGCGAUGCCCAUAUCAUUCUUCUUUGAAAAACUGCAUUAUUACUGCACAUGUCGAAAAGGAGUAAGAUCUGUUUUGUAUUGAGAGAUUAAUUACUCUAAUAAUCUGAAGUGCCGUUCGUGCCGAUGUUGCAUUUGAAUUUUCCAAUGUACUUUUGAAAGAAGUGAGAAGCUUCGAAAAUUUUUCUUGUAUGUAUCAGCGAUCAAUAGUGUUGUAAAAUAGCAAAGGAAGAAAGCGUCUCUAAUGAGCGCGUUAAUCAAAUUUCUCGUUGCCAUGUGAGUACAGCUCUGCACACCGUAGUGAUGAUGGUGCCACUGCGGUUAUUAAACAUACUUUUAGUGGCGUCCGUAGUACUAUUAACCAGGCACUCCUGUGCCAGAAAUGUUGAUUAUGAGUAUGGAUCUCUUGUUAAUGAUUACCCGGAUGUCCAGCCGCAGCACAGCCAGUUCUAUGAUUACUUGUCAUACUAUGGACCUGACCUCAGUCAUACCACUUUACGUAAGUGUUUUUGUGGCUUAGAUGAAAUAUGGAAUGGAACCACUUGUGAAAAGCAGAAAACCCUGGUGGCUGUGUAUGAUUAUUAUUAUUCUGGCCUCUCAGUUGUAGUGAAUACCACUGCCUUCGGAAACGUGAUGAAAGGUGAGGCUUCUUGUUCAGAGGGGUCAAAAUUGUUGGAACUUGGCAAAAACCCUAAUCAUGGCGAGCAGUUUUUCGUGCUCGAAACAGGUGAACUAGAAUGGAAUCUCAUGGUUUUUCAAAAUUUCUGUAUUGAACAUACCUAUGGCUCUACAGGUCUUCCAAAUGAAUGGUUUGCACAGAUCUGUUUGGAACGACCUACAGUUCCUAGGUGUUGUCCAAAAGGCCAGUCACUUGAUACAAAAGGUCAGUGUAUUACUCAAGGUGUUGCAAAUUUCUCGCCUCCUAUCAGGGUACUAGACCAGGUUAUGACGUGGCCCGAAGACGAUGCAGAAUUGGUGGAAAAUAUUGCCUGCAGAGAAUCGGAAGACACCCUCGUUUUAGAACUAGGCAACUCCACCCUUUUUUUAGACUACUAUCAAAGCAUGCCCAUCUUGAAUGGGUCUUCCCCAUUUGUUAUCAGGCAUCAGCAAGGAAAUCAGAGUUACUGUGUGGGUGUUGACUCACAGGGUAAGGUGUAUACUGCCAAAGUGUGCUACAAAGACCCUAGGAAAGAUCAUCAGGAAAAGUGUCAGGGUAAUGUCUGUGUGCGUAAAUGUUGCAAAGAUUAUGAAUAUCCUAGCCCUGAUGGCUGCCAACCAUAUCCCAGAGAUAACUUCACAUUAUUUAAGCCAACAUUCCAUGACCCUUAUAACUUUUCAGAAGCGGAUGAACCAGAGAAUUUGACUUUGGUGCAUGGCCUGCCUUUGUGCACGGAAUUCUUCCAAUUAAGACCUCACGAAGAAUCAGAUGAUACAUUCUUCUUGCUUCAAAAUGGAUACCUGCAUGCCUCUGCUUUUCCAGACCCUUACCCUCCCACUGACUAUUGUAUAGACGCCUUUGUGGAUCCAGAUAAAGGAAUCCUUAUGAUGCCCCUGGUAUGCUUUCAUGAGGAAGACAAAAAUCCCAUAUGCGAGAAUCUGCAGAAAUAUUUGUACCCUGCGUUGCUGAUUGUCUCCAUUGUUUUCUUGGGCGUCACAUUGGUUGUCUAUAUAUUUGUGCCAGAGUUGCAUGCCAAAGUGCACGGCAAGUGCCUCUUGUCUCAUGUCUCAGCGUUGCUGAUGGCUUAUGUCAGCCUCUUCAUCGUACAACGAACCACUAGUGACAUCUCUCACUUUGGAUGCAAGUUUAUAGCCUCUGUAACCCAUUUUAGCUUCCUAGCCGCUUUCUUCUGGCUAAAUGUCAUGUGCUUCGACAUCUGGUGGACCCUCAAAUCCAUGCGACCUGUUCCUGAGACGGGUGAACUGUCCAGACUUCGAUUCAAACUGUAUUCGCUCUAUUCGUGGGGCUGCCCUUUAGUGAUCGCCGUCAUCUCUGCAAUCAUCCAGUCACUUCCAGAGAGUGUGAAGGUCAUCCGGCCCAGCUUUGGAGAAGCCAAAUGCUGGUUCAGCAAAGACGUAUCACUCUGGGCAUAUUUCUAUGGAUUCGUUUUGGUCCUUGUCAUUGCCAACAUUAUUUUCUUCUGUCAAGUGGCGUAUAUCCUCAUAGUGGCCCAGAAUGACCCCAUCUUGCAAAGAACCCGACAACAAGACCGUGAAAGGAUGGGGUUGUACGUCAAGUUGUUUAUGGUCAUGGGAAUAACAUGGCUGGCAGAAGUCGUAUCUUGGCAAGAGAAAACAUGUGGAGCCUGGAUCGUCACUGACAUCAUCAACUCCCUGCAGGGGGUGUCCAUCUUUAUCAUCUUCAUCUGCAAGAGAAAUCUUCUGAAGAAAGUACGUAGCAAAUGGGAACCAUAUCUUCGUCACGUAAAGGAAGUUGUAGGAUCUAAGCGGCUCAGCCACUCAAAGUUUUCCACCUCAGGAAAUGCAACUACAACGCGUGAACAACUUUCUUUUAGCUCAACAGAGAACAGACCCAAUCACUCGGCUGCCUCCCACCGAACUGUCGAAUGUCAGCUUUCUUAUGAUCCUUCCUCUGUCAACAGGAAAAUCUCAACUGGAUCUCUGGCUGCCACGACAGGAGCUCAAAUCCAUAUGCAGAACAGCAUCCCGAUGGACACUAUUGAUGAACAAUCUGGCCCAGAGAACUUUCCACAUCCAGCAGUUAAUGGAUUUGCAACGUCUCCAUUAGAUAAAGACCAUGAAAAGCCCCAAGACCAAAAUGACACUCAAAAUAGGGAUGAAAAUAUUAUAGGGAUACAAGAGGAGAAACAAGAAUCCCUCGAUGGAGGAGGAGGAGGAGGAGGAGCAGGAAGAGCAGGAGGAGGAGGAGAGAUUGCAGUGGUGACGAGAAUCUCCGGGAUUCUCGUGACGAGGACAUCUUACAGAGGAGUGGAGAAAAACAUCGGGAACAUUUCAAUGGUGAGAAGAAAGAGCCAUUGAGCAAUGAUGUUUCAUUAAAGAAAGAUAUGGAAGGUUUAAGAAGUGAAGAGAAGAAAGAGAAUGAUAAAUGUGAAGUUACAGUGAAUGCUGCGGCAAUAGAAGUGAAUAGUCCAAAUGAAGAGCCUAAUAUGGGAACACAGAAUUCGUAUUCUCAUGCACAUCACAAUCAUAGUUUAACAAGUGAAGAGGAUGAUGAACCAGUGCACGUGUAAUGAAAUUGUCAAUGCUUCAGAUCGAGCAAAAGAAAAUUAUUGUUUUCAAGGUAAGUUCAAAAGUGUGGUAGAAUCAAUGAGUCAGUCAGUCAGUCAGUGGCCUUUGUGAGAAAUACCUUGAACAUUUUGUUAGAAUGUGAGAACAUUGAACGUUGAAGCUAUUCUAAGUCAGACACUUAAAGAAUCUCAUCAUAUUCACGCAGAACCAAAUAUCAGCUUAUUGCUUGAUAAUGUUAAUGUAUAAUCAUUUUUUAGCUGACCCAUCUGGCAAGAAAAUAUGUUUUACAGAUGAUGCACUCCAUGUUAUUUUCUGUUACAUGGUUGUUGACUUUGUGUCUAGUGUUAAACAAGAAGAAAAAAAAUACCGUUCUGUGUAAAUAGGUCUAUGUCAUCGCUGGUUCUUCAUGACAAAGCUCCAGACAGUCCUUGAUCAAUACAUAAUUAAAGUAUACUCUAAAAAUUCAGGAAAAUUGAGUGCUAAAACAAUAUAGUGAAUAAUGUUAAAACCGAUGUUAACAAACUGGACAUAAAAUUCUUCCGGUUACUAAUGCUAAUAAAGUUGCAUAUUUGAGAAAGAUAUACAUAGUCUACAGCAUUUCUGAUACGGAAUGAAUGACGGCGUUCUUGCUACCAUUCAUGUUCUAAAUGUACAAAGAAGAGGGAAUGUCCUCAAUGAGAGAACUGGUUGCCUGAACAGUCAUUUCGCCUUAUUAUUCUGGGAUUCACUGAAUGAAUGUUCCUGAUUUUUCAAAGUGACUUAAAAAAUCUUGGUAAUAACACCUAUGUGAAUGUUCCAUUGAUGUUUCCUUAAGCUAAUGAUAAUGCAUAGGUUAUUAUCACGACCACAUGUAUGGUGAAAAGACUGUUGAAUACUAUUUUUAAGUGUAUUGCGUUAGUCAGUAGAAAGGUAGAUAGAUUUAAGCCAAUGUGUCAUACUAAUGAUUCGCCCAAUGUGUUUCAGGUUGUUUUGUUAAGUGAAUCUGGGUGCCAAAAACUAGGUUUCAUAUAUAGAUUUAAAGCAAAUGCUUCAAUGUGCCUCUUCGUUUGGACAUACUUGAGUCCUGAAAUUAUUCAUUUUUCUUAUAAGGCGACAUUUAGCUCCAUAGGGAAAGCUUUCAGAUGUAGUUUUCAGACCAAAAUAUACCUCAGAUCAAAAUACAGCGGCUACUGUUGUCAGUCAGUGCCUUAGAAACCAAGUGGAGCACUUGGAAAUCUCUCUUACCAGGGCUAUGUGCUCCAUCUACAGGAACGCCUUAGGAGCUAAUGGCAUAUGACUCAAAGUAAUCAAUGUGAUUCUUUGUAUAAAACUUUGCAUUCCUCUUCAUGAGAUUUCCUUAAAAGCUGACAUGUACUGUGCCAAAAUGAACUGCUGCGAUUUCAGCACAUCGUCAUUCUUACUUGAUAUAUGGUAUAUACCCAGUAUUUGUAUCCCAAAUGUUACCAGGUUGGCCAGUUUGUUGUCAGCCAGACCAAAGGCAAUCUAAUGUGCAUGCAUCACUUGUACCCAAAAUUCUUUGUCAAUCCCAACUCAAUUUUUGCGAGUUGAAACUGCUGUUACUCUUUGUUGCUGCGAAUCUGUUUUCCCAGCUUUGUUCAAAAAAUUUUCUUUCCAUCAUCAUUAAAUUCAUUUUAUUUCAAUCAUUUUCUCUAUUUCAUAGUUAUAUCUAGAAUUGCCUUCUGUACCAGAAUUGUAAUUACUGAAAAUGCUUUAUCUUGAUGAAAAUUAAGCCCUUUUUCGGUGAAAAAUUUAUUCCAAUGCUUUUCUUAAUGUUUAUUGGAUAUUUCGUAUUACACUAACUAAUAAGAAGCUAUUGAAUAAGAAGCCCUGAGAAUUGUGGAAUCAUUGACAAUAACCAGUUUUUCAUUUCGCUUGAUGCUGUGAAGAGUAAGUGUUAUCAGAUUGCUUCAUAAUCUUAGAUGACCUUCUUAUUUUUCACAUAAUACACAUCACAUCAAAAGUGACAAUGUUUUCUAUGCUCUCAUGUAAGAGCUUUCUACAAAAGUCUGCUUAAAGCUGAUGUGGUUAGGCAUAUGAAGCACUAAUUUCUAAUUGUCAGUAAUGGUGUGUUCUUGCAGCUCUCACCACUUGAAGCCAGAAAAUUAUUCUCUCAUCAUUCAUAGUAAUUUAUAGUAAUCCGAGGUAGACAUUUAAUGUUUUUAGUGCUUUUUGAGUGAAUUCACCGUUUCUAUAUUACAGUAUACCAAUCAUAUGUGACGCUCGUAUUAAGUAGUACACUCAUAUUUCAGCUGUUUGAAGUUAAUAGAAUUUUUGCUUUUUAAAUAUUCUUGUUCUCUCUCUCUCUCUCUCUCUCUCUCUCUCUCU
This is a messenger RNA of Macrobrachium nipponense, 5832 nucleotides long. Its product is annotated as probable G-protein coupled receptor Mth-like 1. NCBI's taxonomy places the organism in Eukaryota, Metazoa, Arthropoda, Malacostraca, Decapoda, Palaemonidae. Gene Ontology annotation, cellular component: membrane. The transcript has 9 exons. Bases 604 to 3297 code for a protein of 897 amino acids. The record is from RefSeq and is a predicted model, not a curated record. Gene Ontology annotation, molecular function: G protein-coupled receptor activity. Gene Ontology annotation, biological process: G protein-coupled receptor signaling pathway; cell surface receptor signaling pathway.